This is a messenger RNA of Punctularia strigosozonata HHB-11173 SS5, 744 nucleotides long. RefSeq lists its product as uncharacterized. The annotation marks the transcript as partial. Lineage: Eukaryota; Fungi; Basidiomycota; Agaricomycetes; Corticiales; Punctulariaceae. The transcript has a single exon. The record is from RefSeq and is a predicted model, not a curated record.
AUGCCUCGCAUAACUGUGAAUCCGCACGAGCAGGUGCCGCCAGACUUCGCAGGGCCAGCUUUCAUCCUCGCUCGGGCCGCUAUCGCUCAGGCGAACGGAAUUACCGAAGAGGAGGCAAUCCAGGCACUCACGGACCAGUGGGCCAGCCAGAACAACGCGGAGAAGCAAGCGUGGAACGCGCAGGCAGCAGAAGAUCAGGAAGCGGCGGAAACAGCCGAGCGCGAGCGAGCAGAGAGAGCAGAAGCGGAGAGAUUGGACGAGGAGAGGGAGGCCGCCAAGACUCGUCCUAAAGCGCCAGUGUACGAGGACAAUCAGACGAUCGGCGACGACCAAGAUCUCCACACCGAUUCCGACAUUCUCCUCAAGCUGCGCAAUUACAAGUACACCGACAUGUGGUAUCACGGAGCCAACGGCAGAAGACUCGCCACCUCGUGGGCCGUAUCCCGCAACGACGACACCAUGGUCCUCGCCAAAGAAGGGGAGGGAUUGGCAGUAAAGCAUUCCUCCACCGCAAAACUCGCGAGGCACUGCGUCCCAGACCGGGAUCUGACCUGGGAGCAAUUUACAGUCGCGAAAGGGGGGCUUCUCGAGGAUAUGGCAAGAGUUGGAUGGGAGGCGAACGUCAUUCAUGAUUUCGCGCUCCUCUUCUACAAGAUGGACGGCCACCGCAUCCGCUAUCAGCCGUACGGUAACACCUGUUUGCUGAUCUACAUGGACGAAGUUCGUCGAGGGUGGCACCUCGCG